AUGGAUUAUUUAAAUAAUUCAAAUAUUAUUUUAAAUGAUAAAUUUGAUUUAAUUUCUAAAAUUACUAUUUUUAAUAUUAUUACUCCUAAAAAGGAUAAUUUAUUAUUAUCUCCUUCUUCUUCUUCAAUUAAUAAUACAAUUAAUAAUAAUAAUAAUAAUAUUUCAUCAUCAGUUCAAUCAAGAAUUAAAUCUAAUAAUGAAAUAUUAUUUCCAACAACAAUAUCAACAAGUACAAUAAAACAAAAACAUGACAAUACAAAUGAUAUUAUUGAAUUGACACAUUCACCUACAUUGGAAGAUGAUAAAGAUAAGAAUGAAUUAUUAACAUCACAACCUUUAUCAUCAUUUAAUAAACAACAACAACAAGAUGAUACUACAAGUAAAUUAAAUUUAUAUAAUAAUAAUAAUAGUCCAUCAUCACCACAAAAUGUACCAUCAACAAGUAGAAGUGAUUUAUCAACUGCAACUAAUACAGUUACAUUUACAUUAUCAUCACUUUCUAAUUUAACAUCUACAACAGAUGAUAUUUCACCUUCAUUAUCUAUCACUCCUAAAUCACAUUAUCAUCAUCAUUUUGAACCUCAACAACAAGAACAUAAUGCUAUAGAAGAACAACAUGAUUCACAUCAUUCAUUGCAUAGUAAUAAUGAACAUAUUAAUAAUAAUGAAUUAAAUCUAGUAAUAUUACAUAAGAAUGAAUUAUUAAUUAAUACUAAUGAUAAUGAUAUGAGUGAUUUAAUGAGUUAUACAAGUACUACCACAUCUGUUAUAUCACCCUAUUCAAUAGAUACUGAUCAAUGUUAUAUUGAUACUGAAUUUGGAUGUGGUCAUUUAUUAAUAACAACAUCUAAUUCUAUUAAUAAUUUAAAUAAUAAUAAUAAUAAUUUAAAUAAUAAUAAUUUAAAUGAUAAUAAUAAUACAUUUAUAUCAGGUAAUGAAUAUGAAUUUAAUUUAAUUACAAUAGAUUUAGAAGGUGAAAAAAUAGAUGUUGGUGGUGAAUUAUUUACAUUCCAACUACUAAAUAAUGUUUUCACAAAUGAUAAAUGA
Messenger RNA from Naegleria gruberi, 1047 nucleotides. RefSeq lists its product as uncharacterized. The coding region runs from base 1 to 1047 and encodes 348 amino acids. The record is from RefSeq and is a predicted model, not a curated record. Lineage: Eukaryota; Heterolobosea; Eutetramitea; Acrasida; Naegleriidae. The transcript is spliced from 3 exons.